AUGAAUUUUGAAAACAGAUGGGUCUUGAGAUCCGCUCUGAACUUCGCAAGUGAUGGAGAAAUAGUUAGAGAAGUAGGUAGAGAGUUCCAGAGAAAAGGACCAGAAAAAGCAAAAGCAGAUUUGGCAAAAGAGUGUUUAACACGAGUUAAGAAAAAGCGAGAAGAAGAAGACGAUCGUAAACCGGGGCGUUUAGGUUCAAUUAAUAUAUCUGAUAAAUGGGUCUUGAGAUCCGCUCUGAACUUCGUAAGUGAUGAAGAAGUAGUCAGAGAAGGAGUUAGAGAGUUCCAGAGAAUAGGGCCAGAAAAAGCAAAUGCAGAUUUAGCAAAAGAGUGUUAA
Molecule: messenger RNA, 336 nt
Organism: Helobdella robusta
Lineage: Eukaryota; Metazoa; Annelida; Clitellata; Rhynchobdellida; Glossiphoniidae
Exons: 2
Coding region: 1-336 (111 amino acids)
Source: RefSeq, a predicted model, not a curated record